GCCUGCUGGCGGUCGGGGCUCGGGGAGAGGAGGGGGCUCCCGCAGCGGCGCUGGUUGGCGCGAGGGGGUGUCGGCCUCUCUCUUGGGGCAGAGGUCUGCCUCUCCCCGCUCAGGGGCCGGCCCCGAGCAGCCCGGCCUCUCCUCAGGGCGGGCGAGCCCGGCGGUGGAGAGGGGGAGGCCCGGGCUCCGGCGGGGUGAGGGGAGCGGGAGGGCGGGCAGAGAGCCGGCCGCGGCCCAGCUCUGGCGGCUUCGCUUCGUUCGCUUCGGCGCGCUGAGGGGCGUGCUCCGGGAGGGCAGCCGGCCUUGCUCCUGGCAGGGCCGCGCUUUGUUUUCUGCCGGUGUUUCGGUGGCGCCCGGGGCAACCGGCCCGCCACGCGCGGUUCGCCCGUUUGCAAGCGUCCUCUGUGCGAAGUGCAACGUUUGUGUUUGACGUUUUUGCAUCUCUGGAUAAUGAUGUGAUUCCCCCUCUGCUCCCUGCCACGUGUAACAGAGAAGUCUAAAUACAACCUGAAGAAAUCAAGUCUUUUUUGUUUGACAUUUCAAAGACAGUGUUUACAGUGCUAAGAAACUUGUGACAGCAGUUGCCAGUUUUUGCAUCCAGACGUCCACCCUAGAAAGUGUUGUUGAUAUUUUUGGGAAACAGCCUAUACAAUUAGAUGAACUCCUGUGAGGGUGUCUUCUUUGAGUAUUUGCAUUGCAGAUUAGAGCUUCAUCUCUAUGUCACACUCUCCGAUACUUGGCUUGACAGCUGAUUAAAUUGGCAAAACCAUAGGGUGGAUCACUUUGUAAGGAGGAGACUGUACUACGUUACCUUUAUUUCAUAAUCUGAAAGAAGAAUAGCAUUUGGAAUGAUGGCAACAGGAGACCUAAAAGGAAGUUUAAGAAAAAUAGAACAAGGACUUCGCUUGUUAAAUUAUCCAAGAGAUGUGGAUUAUACAAUGUUAGUAAAGGGUGAUCCAGCUGCAUUUUUGCCUAUCAUCAGCUAUUGUUUUACAUCUUUUUCAACUUAUAUAGCAGAACUUUUGGUAAAGUGUGAUGUGGAACUCACAGCAAAGAGCGACUUGCGUUUUAUUGAAGCUAUUUAUAAGCUUCUUCGAGACCAUUUUCAAUAUAAACCAAUUUUAACGAAACAGCAGUUUCUUCAGUUUGGCUUUGCUGAAAGAAAAAUGCAAAUUGUUUGUGACAUUAUCAACUGUGUGGUGAAGAAACAUAAGGAAUUAAGUAACUCAAACAAGGUUAAAUCCCAAACAAGGAAAAAACUCAAAUCUUUUAAAUAUGAAGUAUGGUCAAAUGUCCUUGCUGAUUCUAGUGGCAGUGCUCUGAAUUCAAAACAGAAGCCUCAAGUAGAACGGCAUUCCGGAAAUGAAGUUAGUGAUGACCUUCAUCCACUACCCCUUCCAGCACAGGGAGGUAACGAAGAAGAAUUGUACCUAGAUCAUGAUGUUGUGGAAGUUAAAUGUGAACAAGUCAUAGAAGAUAAUUGUCAGAUUGAGUUCCUAAAGAGUCAGCUUGCUGAUUGCCAGGAAAAGCUUAACAAGCUAGAUUGGAUGGAAGACAAACUACAUGUUUUAGAAGAGAAACUGAACGGAAAGGUGAUCAUAGAUGAGAAGGACUGGAGUAACUUGUUGAGUCGAGUUCUGCUUCUUGAAACAGAACUGUUGUUGCAAUCCAAAAAGAGAGACUUAUCUACAGAGUUUAGCAAUAUAAGUCAAGAAUGUACUUCUAAUAGGACUCCAUUUUCUCCUGAUACAGAGAGGAAGGAGGAGAUGCCAGAGAGUCUUCAUCAGCCGUCUGGAUACAGUUCACUAUUAUCCACAGACCCAUCUCCCAGAGCCAUGACCGUUAAUUCUUGUGGUCUGACAGACAUUUCAAAGGAGACAACAAGACAAAGAAUGGAAAGGAUAAGUAAAAUAAUUGAAGAAACCUCAGAAUUGUUGAAAACCUCAAGCAACACCUUUGAGAAGACCUGAAAGCACAGGUCUUCAGACCUGGUCUCUGUAGACUUACGGAUAUCAGAACCGAUAUGUAUGUUUGUACAGCAUUAAAUUUUUAAUAUAUCAAAUUUGUAAUGAUCACCAGUGCUUUUAUUCCUUUGAAUAAAUAUUUUCUAAUGCAUCUGUGUACUGACUUCCCUCCCCUGGCCCUGAUUUUUUUUCGUUUUAAAAACUGUUCAAAUAGCUUCCUCUCCACUUUUGUAAAGUGAGGUCAUCACAGGAGUGUAUUUUUGUGUUGACGUUUGUUAGCAGUGUGCUAAGUAAUAUGUUUUUUAAAGUGCAGGCUUUGGUUUACAUCCUGUUGGAAACAUUCCAGCUGGGACUUGCAUAUUGCACCCAAGAGGAUUUCUUACACACCAUCUUACCAUCUGUACUCUUGAAUAAAUCUUAAUGAAAACUUAAAUACACAAUUUUAAAUAUGUACCUUUUUGCUGUUUUUUUAAAAUAUAAAUUUUCAUGCAGAGCAGGAGAGCAACAACACAUUAUGGCUUCCAUUAACACUGACAAAGUGAGGGUCAGUUUGAGCCUAAACACUAAAACGUGCAAGUAAGUCCACAGACUUUGACUGCAAGAGAUGUGUUGAGUGUUUUAGUGUUCUUACCCAACACGUUUUAAGACCAGCAGCACAGAUGGACACCAUCCAGUAUACAAAGAUACACAACAUUUUUAUGAUUUGAAGCCAUAUUAAAAUUUCUCUUCAGAGACAGAAGUAGAUGUAAGACUUCCAUAAAGCGUAUAAUCAAACCAAAGAUGUGUGGGGUUUGCUAAGAUUUUAUUUAUUUAUUUAUUUUUGUAAAUUGGUAGCCUAUCGUAUUGAGGUUUUUUUGUGCUAUAAUAUGCACUUCAUUUGAAAAAAUUUUUAGAGUUUGCUAUCACAAAACCAGUGGACUUCUUUGGCAGAGUUUGCAAAGAAAGGCAAAAGCAGCUGCUUGACUUUAUGCUGUAAAAAGUGGUUUAUAUGUUUUAACAAUAAUUAUGAUUUCUUUUUUUCUGUAACCAUAUGGAAUGUAGAUUGACUUUAUUUUACAUACAAACAGAAGAACAUAUGGUGAUCCAUUAUGUUAUAUAAAGUUUAGUUGAGGGUUUUUGGACUUUUGCAAUAGAACUUACUUUUCCAGUUUUCCAGUUGUUCCCUGCCUGCCCCCGCCCCCCCCCCCCCCCCCCCCCCGCCAAAAAUCGGAAAGUUAGAUGAUGUGAACAUGUUUUGUACCUUAAUUGAAAAUAGACCUUGCAAAUCACUUCAUUAUCCUAAUAAUGAAUUGAAAUAAGAUUUUCUUAUAAAUCUUAGACGAACAGAAGAGGUGAUAUUUUCUAAAACAGGACUACAGCACCAUCUUGUGGAAACCUUUGUACAAAGUAAUUAGCAAAGGAGGAAAAAAGUAUAUUUUUAUACAGUUAAAGUUAUUGCAUUAAACCAGUAAUGAUCAAAUAUUUUUGAAAUAUUACUUGUCUUUAAAUUUUCCUUUUUGUCUUGGAAUUGAAGAGGCUUUUAUGUUAAGUAAGAUAAUUAUUCUGUAUGAUAUUUGAUUAUGUUCGUGGCAGGAACCAGAACAAUGAAUCUAUUGUUGAUGUUAUGGCAAAAAUGAGAGGUGUUAGUCAAUAUAAAUGAUUCCAGUUACAAGGAUUUAUCAUUGAAUGCAUGUGCUUGAUGUGGAAGUGUUAGAAAAAGGUCUUUCUGUAAGCGUACAACUUAAUGUGAUCUCUACUGGGUACUGCAAAACUGAAAAUCCAGAGUUAUUAAACUAUUUCCUUCUUCCACAAGCUUAAAUGCAGUACUUUUCUCUGCACAAUGGGAUUCAGCCUUUGUAAUUAAAGGCUUUGCUUUUCCUGUUUUCAGGACCAGGCAGGGGAUCACUUUGAUCAAACUGAAGCCAAGGGUGUUUUACUGUGAGGGCAGUGGAGCUGGUUUUCUAAAGGUCUUCCUCUCAUGUUUGCUGUCUUUUUUCAAAUGAAAUCUGGUUUUGGAAGGUAGUGCCAUCGUCUGAAAAAGAAAUAUUCAUAGUGCAUUCAAACCCUCUUUACACGUUUGAGUCAUAAUUUUUUUUAAUU
Phalacrocorax carbo (great cormorant) is the source of this 4043-nucleotide messenger RNA. The record is from RefSeq and is a predicted model, not a curated record. NCBI's taxonomy places the organism in Eukaryota, Metazoa, Chordata, Aves, Suliformes, Phalacrocoracidae.